Messenger RNA from Scylla paramamosain (green mud crab), 7045 nucleotides. RefSeq lists its product as uncharacterized. The coding region runs from base 268 to 789 and encodes 173 amino acids. The record is from RefSeq and is a predicted model, not a curated record. The transcript has 5 exons. Lineage: Eukaryota; Metazoa; Arthropoda; Malacostraca; Decapoda; Portunidae.
CCGAAAUUUCCACGUGGCUCCCUGGUGACAGAUGUAAACAAGCCGCUCUCUACCUUGCUGUCAGCCUGCCCUGCCUCGCCGUUCUUGCCUAUAAGGAAACCAGUAGGCCCAGGAGACUCUUAAAGGCCUAUCACAGUCUCGCACGCGGAUAAAACACCAAUCGAAGUGUGCAUUUAGUUGUUUUCGUGGAGGAGAAGAGCAAGGCACGGUUGAGUCAAGGAGCUUUCACCUGUAAUCCGGUUUCAUUCUUCCUUUUAAAUCUGCACCAUGGCCAACACGGCACAGAUGUUGAUAGCCUUGGCGUUUGCAGUAGUUGCCGUGCUGCACCAGAUAGACACAGACCCUGCUGCCUGGGCCGCUUCAGAGCAGGGCAGCAUCUAUGCCUCCAGGGAACAGUUGCAGCGCUUCAUCACCAACCCAGACUCAGUGGAGAAGUGGUUCAAUCUGGUGUCUCUGUUCAAGGCAGCAGACAGUCGGCCGCUCAGUGUGGGGAAGAAGUACCAGGCAGUGUAUGACCUGCCACUGAUAGGGGAGUAUUCAGUGUUCCUGGCAGUGGUGGAGUAUAAACCAAACAGUCUGGUGGUGCUGGAGUCCACCUCUCUCCUCCGGCCGCACUUUACCAUCCAGCUGGAAGACAACGGACCCAACACAACACGACUCACCUUCUCGAUGCAGUACCGGCGCUCCUCAGCCUUGUUCCAGUGGACUCUUGGCCCCGUCUUGCGCUUCUUGACCAGCCAGCAGCUCCAACGCUCCCUCUUCAUGAUAAGGAUGAUGUUUCCCUUCUGACGUUUAGAAGACAACACGUACAGUCCUGUCAUAGCCACCAUCCAGCUCUCCUCCUCUGUGUGAGGGAGGGGGAGGCUGCAGGGGAUGGCUGGCUGUCACAGUGGUCCUCGUCUGAUUCUGUGUUUGGGUACAGAGAUGUCUUGCCAUUCACUGUCCGGGCUUAGGGUGAGGAAAUCUGUCAUGCAGUAUUACCAUAAAGGAGGGACCACACAGGACUGGUAUAGGGUUUAUAUGUUUGGGUAAAUGCUCAAAAUUAAGGUUUUCACAUGAUGUCUGAUUUUGUUGUUUGUAUAGCAAUGAAAGUUUUUUUUGCAGCUUUUUGUGAAUUUUUUUUUAUUAUUAUUAUUAUGUAAAAUGCUUAAGUUUUAAGCAAAAGACCUGACUAUUUUUUUUUUAUGAAAGUGUAAAACAAUUUCAUUUCUAGAAUGGACAAAAUCCGUGUGGCAUGACAGGAAGUGAUGGUGUGUGUGUGUGUGUGUGUGUGUGUGUGUGUGUGUGUGUGUGUGUGUGUGUGUGUGUGUGUGUGUGUGUGUGUGUGUGUGUGUGUGUGUGUGUGUGUGUGUGUGUGCCGUGAUUCACCAGUUCAAUGCCUCACUUUGUCUUGCCUCAUAAUGCAAGUCUGAUGUAAGCUCUCUGCAUCCACUCAGUGCCAUUGUGUCAUGCUGCAUUGAAGAGUGUGAAAAUGCUGUGUGGCAUCUAGCAUCCAUUUGGAACGUUAUGCUGUCUGCCACACACACAUUGACGGUGACUGACUGUUGUGGUGAUGAACUUUUGAGGUUAACCACAUUCUUAUUUGUGGAUAUUGACUCCCUUGGGUGGUGAGUUGUGAGGAUUCAGGAUGUGCUCAUUCCCUGGGUGAGCUGUGUGUAUUUGCAAAUCUAGGGUGUUGUCUGUAUACAUUCCCCUGUGUGUGUGUGUGUGUGUGUGUGUGUGUUUUCAUUUAUGCUAAAACAAGAUUGAAAAAAGCAGAAGUUUGAUCUUGAGAAUAAACAGGGAUAUGAAUAAUACAUACAGGAGAGAAAAAUUUUAGCUGUCUCCUGCACACUCUCACCUGCUGGCUCACAGUGAGGGUGUAGCCAGGAAUGACUCAAGCUGUUAUCACUUCCAUGUUUAGGAGAACGUCUAUCUAUCGGAUGCUGGCUACUUGGAACUCCCUGUGUGUCCAUGUAUUCCUGCCCAGUGAGGAGAGUAACAAAAAGGUGAAUGAAAUUGUAAAUAAAUAAGACAAUGAAAAGCUAACAAAAUGGUGAAGAAAACAAGACAAACAGUAGGAAAAACUUAACAAAAUUGAAACUUGCGUACUCGAAUCCUCUUUGUGUUCUCUUCUCAUUUCAUUCCCCUUUCUUUCCUUCCUGUUACAUACUCCAGUGUUUUACCUGUCCAGUUCACUGCAGGUUGUUGUCAUGCCUCCACCACAUUCUCUGGGUUUAUAUUAUUUCUUAGUCUCUUUAUGACAAUUUUUCCUCCAUGGCCAGACCAUCUUGGGGUGCAGUGUUUGUUUGAUCUCUUCUGCCACUCCUGCAGAUGGAAGGCAAGUGUUCCUAACAUUGUAAUGUUGUGCUCAUAAUAUAACCAGACAUCUUACGUGUGUGUGUGUCUGUGUGUGAGGUAUAUUGAAAUGUAAGACAGGCUUCUGUAUAUAUAUAUAUAUAUAUAUAUAUAUAUAUAUAUAUAUAUAUAUAUAUAUAUAUAUAUAUAUAUAUAUAUAUAUAUAUAUAUAUAUAUAUAUAUAUAUAUAUAUAUAUAUGAAGGGAUGUGUAUGUAGUGCACUGUGUUUAGAUGGUGUAGGUACAUGAAAACACUUGACUGUCUACCUUUUAGAGUAUGUGCGUAUUUUCUUUAUUGUUCAUCCAUUGUUGUUUUUAUUGUGUUAAGUGAACGCAUGACAGACGUAGUGCUCAGUGUCUGUUGACCGUGGUGAGAGUCGCUGACCGUUCCUGGAGCAGCUCUGUGAGAGAAUGGUUUCCAAGUGCAUAUGUUGACACACCUAUACUUAAGAAUAAUGUUAAGAAAAGUGCUGUGCCUUACACUAGUCACCAGUUUGAGAGUAAGAUGAUACAAAAGUUUCCAGGCUGGUUACAAGGUCCUUGGGUAAUUGUUACAGCAAGUUUGUUACACAUGUUGAUAAUGACUGUUACUUAUGUGACAUGUAUCUUUAAGGGGAUGUAAAAUUAUUGUUAUUAUCUUUGGGACUUCAUAAUAUUAAGGGUUCCUGAUGCCCUGUGUAAAAAGGGUAGGCCAAGACUCGUUUGCUGGCGUCUGUGUGUCCUGCCUUCUGCACCCACUACUCUGUACUCUGCUGUGGGCUCAGUGGAACACCAAGAAUGAACACAUGAUUGGGUGACAGGAAAGGCCAUGAUUCCUGUAUCAGUUGAUAGUUUGAGUCUUAACCUUUGUGAUGUUCAGCAGAGGAGGAGUAUCUUCCUUGAGCUCAAACACCCAAGAAAGCUACAUGACUAAUCCCAGCAAACUGUAAGGUUCCUGCCUCCCUCUUCUUCCCUGAACAUGGGUGAUGUUGGUGUAGGAUAAGAGGAGACAAGAUUAUUUGGAAGAUGCUGUUCUGUGACUCUUGUGUAUUGAAACCUUUGGGUGAAGCUGACUGCUUUGUUUUGUUGCUGCCAUCCUCACUUUUGCUUUGCUGAUGGACUAAAUAGCCAGGCAGUGAAGCAUUGUUUUCCCACAUCCCAUCGCAUUGUGUGAAGAGGAGGGUGUGUGUGUCUCUGCAGUGUGAGCUGACUGGAGGACUGGUAGGACUCAGAGAUGAGGUGAUGGAGGUACUGUUGGCAGAACUCUAACCUGGUAUAAGAAAUGCAUGAAAAUAAAAAAAGAAGGAAAACUGGUGAACUAUUUUGACAACUUCAGAAAAGUGUUAAUCCUCAGGUAAAAAAAACUCUUCCACACACACACACACACACACACACACACACACACACACAGUUUUUGCAUUUUUAUCACUCGGCCGUAUUCCAGGUUGGUGUUCUCUCAAUUGUACUACCAUCAUUACACUCCUGAAAAUGGUUUCCAAGCAUGAAUGACCACCUGCAUUCACCCAGUGGUGGUUAGCCUUACUGCAGUUACAUCACUUGUUAAGUUGCUUAUUGUUGAGAUUUUUCCUCGGGAUCUAACUGGCUCACUUAAUACUUUCCCUGGCUACUCCCUCAGUGUUAGUGAUGCUUUGGCCACUAAUCAUCACUUGCAUCUGGCCUAAUUGGUUUGUUCUAAGUAAUUCAUCCCAAGUGCUUCAUAGUUUCUCAAGUUUUGCAUCAGCUCUCACUGUAGUGUUACAUGCCAACACCACCAGAUUCUUCUUGUCACCAGGCCUGCAUGGAAGGAAAGAGGAAGUGAAAGAAAAAUUGCCUAAGUGCUUCAGAGGAAAAUGCCACAGACUAAAAGAUUUCUGUGAAUAUGCAAGACAGACAGGCUGACAGACCCUGCUGUAUUACAAGAUGCACACAAGCAACUGUUCCCAAGCAUUUCUUCCUUUAUUUUCUCCUAAUACUUCAUCAGCUGUUGUGAAAGUGUGUUGUUCCACUGCACCAUCAGUGACACCUCACUCCCGGUGUCUUGAGUUGAGGUGUUUGUGGAUGAAUUGAAUAGGGAGAUGUGUUAAUGUGCUAUUACUGUUACCUCAGCCAUCCACUACUCAUGGUCUGUCUUCUCCUUUGUUAAUCUAAUUAAUCUUCCCAUCAAGAACUUGAGGCUGCAAUCCUGACUCACUGGUGCCUUGGUGUGUUUGCUGCUGUCCUUCACUGUGCCAGCAUCACCAGGGGCUUCUCUAUGGAUCAUCUCUUUUUAGAGUUUGCAGGCUUCAGUAUCCAUCACUUCUGUCCUCUGGUCUUCUCUUGGCUGGUGCUCCUGUAGUUUCUCAAGUGCCUUAAUGUACUCACAUAUCUUCUCUAUGUCUCUGUAUUUCUCCUCAAGGAUCAAAAUGUUAUCCUUUGCUCCAGAAAAUUGCAUCAUGUGGCCACUUGACUGCUUUUCCUUCAUGUCUUUUUACCUCACUUUUGAAUUUUUCCUUCAAAAACUCUUCUAAAAUUCCACAAGCAUCUACUUUCCUCACAGACAUGUGGUGCAGCAGUGUAGCCUGUAAGCAGUUAUUGUAUUUCUCCUCAAACUUUCUUAUACUUUUUCUCUCUGGACUGGAAGAUUAGCAUAUGCUUGCUGAAGUCUGCAGCUUUUCCUCAAGAUCAGACAAUGCCUGGUUCUGGGAGUUCACUUCAUCCUGUAGUGUCUUCACAUUUGUAGUCUGUGUCAUGUUCUCGUCCUUUAACCUCUCCAGUUUGCCAAUGUAAGCAGUUUUGUUCUCUGCAGAUAUUUCAUUGAUGUAACUUUCCUUUCCCUUCAUCUGCCUUAAGAUAUCUUGUGAAUCCCAAACCCUUUCUGGCAGCUAAACCUUUUCCUGUGCCAGCACACACAGCUGUCAUCAGAAUCCCAGUGUGUCUGAGCUGGACUUGGUAACACUCACAGGCACCACCACUGAGGUCUCUGAGCAAGAUCAAAUUCAUUCCAGCUUGUUGCAGUUCAUCUGCCAAGGACUGUGGUGGUGAUGAAGAUGGCCUAGGACCUAGGUGAUGAACCUGCACUUUCUACUAAAUUCACACUUCCCCAUACACUAUUUACUCUUGGUCUAGUUGCCUUGCAGUGGAAAGGGACAGUAUCAUGGGCAGGCUUACCACAUCCCAGGAGCUUAGGCACAGCACAGCUGGUCACAUACUUCCACAGCAAGGCCUGACUGCAUACAUUGGUCUAUCCCUGCCCCUUCAUGAUGAGGCUGUUGCCUACCCAGCACCUACACCAAUCUUGUUACCACAGCAGAUGCAGGGUACUUUCCACUGAGUGCCUUGCACUUUAGUUGGGUCCAUGUGCCAAUGGGCCCUGCCAAGUGCACCCACACCACUUCCCAGGGGUUGUGCACUCUCCACAGUUGCUCUCCAUUUGCCUCUAUCAUGCACACUUGUUCUUGCUUGCUGCAGUCAUUCCUUCACUGAGUGUGUUCCUCCUUGUAUCCAAUCCACAUCUGUACUGCUCUGUAUACUUAGUUCACCUCAUCCUCAUCAUCUCAUGCACUUGUAGGUAUGUACAGUAUAUGGAAAAUGAUGUACUAUGUGAAAUAAUAUGAAAGUUCUCAUAUGACAGUAAAUUGUUCAUCUUUAUGGAAGAGAAUUUCCAUGAAGAAAAUUGUCACUGCCAUGGAGAAACUAGAUUUUUUACCAGGUGGCCAAAUGGUGGUGGAGUAAAAGAAGCAUUUCAUUAAUACAUGUCUAACAAUUGUACAUGACAGCUGCAGUGAGAUGUGAAGCCUAAGUCAGCUGAGGACAUAUCUGCCAUAGUUUUUAAUAGAUCAAUGAAUUUCAUAUUACCUGAAGGUUUAAAGUUUGGGAGUUAAGCAAAGUACAGAAUACAAGUUACCUAAACCACAUGUACUGCAAGAAAGUAUUUGUAUUCUUAAGAGAAGUGAUAUGGAACCAGUCAAGCUUCUAGAGGGGUCAUGAGGGCUGGUGUCUGUAUUCUUUUUCAAAAUGACUCAUUUGAAACUAGUUGGGCUUGUAGAGAGAGAUGUAAAGGCUUAAAUUUGUCACCAGUUCAAAAGUCGGAAGGAACCAGUUGAGCUUACAAGAAGGUGUCACUAAGGCUGGCAUUUGUACAGCAUGCAUUUGUAAACAGCCUGAGGGGAAGUGGCCUCGUGAUGUACAUAGGUAUUGUUAGAGCAAACAACUGUUUUUUUUUUUUUUUUAAGGUGCUGGAGGUGUCUUAUUCAAGUUGUAAAUUACCAAUGCUUCCCCGUGUAGUAGUAAUCAAAGGUGUCUUGUAGCGGCACAAAACAUUUAUAUACGCCAUUUAAGCUCCACUUCUGAACUUUAAGGCUCUAUAAAUUAAAGUUUAAGGUAUACCACACUAUCUUGGGAGUCGUCUUCGUGAGAAAGUACGUACGAACAGAAGAGGAGCUUAGAAAAAAAAAAAAAAGAAAAAAAGUUCUGUGAAAGCAGAGAAAACCGGAAAUGACGUGUGAAAGAGGAAACGAGAAGGAUAAGAUUGUGUACUUCAUUAAAAACGCUCAUAAAUCAUCCAACUGCGGGAAGGAAAAAGAGAAAUAAACUAAUUUUUGAUGAUAAUGGUGAUGUGCCGCUACAGAAGAUGUCUCGAGGUGUGAGUGGGUAGCCUAGUUGAAGUGCGGGCGAAGGGUACUUAUGGUGUGAUGUGCUGUACUUCGCUACUCUGGUUGGCGGCUUGUGAGUACCAAUAAAAAGUGAACCUG